Messenger RNA from Ilyonectria robusta, 1041 nucleotides. Its product is annotated as mitochondrial carrier domain-containing protein. The record is from RefSeq and is a predicted model, not a curated record. NCBI's taxonomy places the organism in Eukaryota, Fungi, Ascomycota, Sordariomycetes, Hypocreales, Nectriaceae. Gene Ontology annotation, biological process: transmembrane transport; fumarate transport; succinate transport. The transcript has 4 exons. Bases 1 to 1041 code for a protein of 346 amino acids.
AUGGCUCGAAACGGCGACGGGAAGAAGCAGCCGCCCUCUGUGGCCACCAACCUCAUGGGUAGGUCACGUCAAUUCGCCCCAAUGGCCCUCCUGAACCGUCAUGUGGCACAUGGCGACUCCGUUGGCCUUGCCGGAGGUGGUGCUGGUAUGAUGGAGGCUCUCGCCUGCCAUCCUUUAGACACAAUUAAGGUCCGCAUGCAGCUGUCCAGGCGUGCGCGACAGCCCGGCGCUCCCAAGCGCGGCUUCAUCAAGACUGGUGCCGAGAUCGUCCGCAAGGAGACUGCCCUGGGUCUGUACAAGGGUCUGGGUGCCGUCUUGACCGGUAUUGUCCCCAAGAUGGCCAUCCGAUUCACCUCAUUCGAGUGGUACAAGCAGCUGCUCGCCAACAAGGAGACCGGGCUCGUCUCCGGAAAGGCCACCUUCUUCGCCGGUCUCGCCGCCGGUGUCACCGAGGCCGUCGCCGUCGUCACCCCCAUGGAGGUCAUCAAGAUCCGCCUCCAGGCGCAGCACCACUCCAUGGCCGACCCCCUCGACAUCCCCAAGUACCGCAACGCCGCCCACGCCCUGUACACCGUCGUGAAGGAGGAGGGAUUCGGCGCCCUGUACCGCGGAGUCAGCCUGACUGCCCUGCGCCAGGGCUCCAACCAGGCCGUCAACUUCACCGCCUACAGCUACUUCAAGGAGUGGCUCAAGGUGUGGCAGCCGCAGUACGAGAGCACCAACCUGCCCAGCUGGCAAACCACCUUCAUCGGUCUUGUUAGCGGUGCCAUGGGCCCCCUGAGCAACGCCCCCAUCGACACCAUCAAGACCCGCCUCCAGAAGACCCCCGCCGAGCCUGGUACCAGCGCCUGGACUCGCAUCACCCGAAUUGCCGCCGACAUGUUCAAGCAAGAAGGAUUCCACGCCUUCUACAAGGGCAUCACCCCCCGUAUCAUGCGUGUCGCCCCCGGCCAGGCCGUCACCUUCACCGUUUACGAAUUCCUGAAGGACAAGCUAGAAAAGAGCAAGGUUGCUGUGCCAGGAGGCAAGUACGAGGAGUAG